CUUUGGAUGUCAACUGGUUUUCCUUAGACAUUUUUAAGAAAAAUGGAAUUUAGUUCAUUCGGAUUGUGAAAUCAUGACAGUGACCUACACCUCCAGUGUGAGCACCUCGAGUGUUGUUAGCAACUUUUUGGGAUUACUUUUAAGAUGGCGCGGAAGCAUCUACAAGCUUGUUUGGCACGAUCUGUUGGCUUUUAUGGGCUUGUACUUCCUUUUGGCAGUGGCCUAUCGCUUUCUGAUGAAUGAACAUGGCAAGAAGCUUUUUGAAAACAUUUCCGAGUAUUGCACGCGAAACGUGGGUCUCAUACCUCUGUCUUUCGUGAUGGGCUUCUAUGUGUCCAUCGUGAUGACUCGCUGGUGGGCCCAGUACUCCACCAUUCCAUGGCCGGAUCCGGUAGCCAUCUUAGUCAGCUCUAACCUCCAUGGCUACGAUGACCGAGCCAGGGCUAUGCGACGAACUAUCCUGAGAUACGUUUGCCUCUGCCAGGUGAUUGUUUUCAGCAUGAUCUCCCCUCGUGUGAAGCGGCGAUUCCCCAACUACGAUCAGUUCAUUGAAGCUGGCUUCCUGCUGGAGAACGAAAAGACCAUUAUUGAAAAUUUGGAUGGGGCCUUUCCGAAGUAUCCGAAACACUGGAUGCCCAUCGUUUGGGCGGCUAGUAUUGUGAUGAGAGCCAGAAGUGAGAAUAAGAUACGCGACGACUACGCCGUAAAAACAAUUAUUGAUGAAUUGAACAAGUUUCGCGGAUAUUGUGGUUUUUUACUCUACUACGACUGGGUCAGUGUGCCAAUGGUUUACACACAGGUUGUAACAUUGGCAGUCUACUCCUUUUUUCUGUUCACCAUCCUGGGACAACAGUGGACACAGAACGAACGCUCCCACAUUGGGGAAUCGGUUGUGAAGUGGUUUCCAUUCCUGACCAUUUUGCAGUUUUUCUUUUACAUGGGCUGGCUCAAAGUGGCAGAGGUUUUGAUUAAUCCCUUCGGAGAGGAUGAUGAUGAUUUCGAGCUUAAUUGGAUUAUUGAUCGGAAUAUAACAAUCUCGUAUUUCGUAGUGGACGAAAUGCAUCAGGAGCAUCCGGAAUUGGUCAAGGAUCAGUAUUGGGAUGAAGUUUUUCCAAAUGAAUUGCCAUACAAGCAGCACCAGAUGCGUUCAGGUCCUCCUGAAGCCUCUACUGCCCACAUAGACACAGAAUCGAAAUCAAAGGACAAAAAGAAGGGCUCGGUCACGACCAUGUCGAUAGGGAGCGAACACAGUAACGUAAGCACCCGUAGUAACCGUAGUCGCCACAGGAGGCUCACCCCGAGUUUCGUGCCUGGGCCUUCUACCAGCGGAAGCUUUACGGACUCCUUUUUAUUGAGUAUCGGACAGUCGCGAGUGGCCUUCAGUGAUACUAUUAUUGGUUCGGAACAGGAGCACCUGGGCACUGAGUCUCAGGAUACAAUGGAUUUCAAUGAGUUGAUAGAACAACGGCGUCGGGAGCGCAGAGAUCGCUUGCGCCAUCGCUUCAUGGACAUGCGUCAGGGAACUACACGGCACGCCUCUUCGGGAGCUCCUUACAGGAUCACGGUGCUUCACCCACCAUCCGACGAGGCCGUGGGCCAGGAGGAGGCAGACGGCGAUGGUAGCCAAGGUACCAUAAAGGGUCCCCCAUCCAAGAAGCCUUCAGCCACUGAAAAGAAACCUGACGAGGAAAAAUAGAGAACUUGAUUUAGGGAAAAACGAUAUUUUAUUAUAUUAUAAAAUAGUAAAUUUCACUCUUUCUUUUCCUCCUUA
Messenger RNA from Drosophila ananassae, 1771 nucleotides. Its product is annotated as bestrophin-4. Lineage: Eukaryota; Metazoa; Arthropoda; Insecta; Diptera; Drosophilidae. The record is from RefSeq and is a predicted model, not a curated record. The transcript has 6 exons. Gene Ontology annotation, molecular function: chloride channel activity. Bases 74 to 1696 code for a protein of 540 amino acids.